Molecule: messenger RNA, 4417 nt
Organism: Alosa sapidissima (American shad)
Lineage: Eukaryota; Metazoa; Chordata; Actinopteri; Clupeiformes; Clupeidae
Gene: esco1
Product: establishment of sister chromatid cohesion N-acetyltransferase 1
Exons: 10
Coding region: 192-3554 (1120 amino acids)
Biological process (GO): mitotic sister chromatid cohesion
Cellular component (GO): nucleus; chromatin
Molecular function (GO): protein-lysine-acetyltransferase activity
Source: RefSeq, a predicted model, not a curated record
UAAAUAUAUGUGCAUCCUAUAUUUUGUAAAAUAUCAUGCCAAACAGCAUGCAGAGAAAGUAAUCUGUGUUGAACAAUUAUGAUGGCAAUUUUGAAAGAUGACUAGCUAGCUAGCAGCAAGCGUAGCUAGUCUGCUAAAGCGGACCUAUGAAUUGAGCCAGAUAAGUACACCUUAACAGUAGGUGUCAAAAAAUGCCAGCUUAUAAAAGAAGGGUACAAACAGCUGAAGGCCAAACUAAAAAGAGGAAGCUGGACCAGCAGUCAGAGUCAGAGACCAGCAAUGUUCCUGAAACCCCACGCAGGUCACUGCGAGCUGCCGCAUCCCAGAAGAAAAAAAUGGAGGAUCAACAGUCUAAGAAAUCGCCCUCCACAGAGGAGAACACAAGUGGCCCCCGUCAAUCAGCCAAGCGCAGGGGACCAGCAAAGGGUGCAAAGCGAGGGAGGCGGAGGAAAAAUACAGCUGAACAAGGAGCGACUUUAAAGCCAGAGCACUCAAAGGACUCUGGAAUGGCUGUACAAAUCCGAGAGUCAAUUCCGAGAAAGAGAACUAGAAGGAAGAAAGAGAAAAAUGGUGAGGGGACUGUGAUAAAACGUCCUGUUGGUCGCCCUCCAUCUAAUGGGCUAGGGAGCUACAAAAGGAAGUACAACCCAAAGGAGACCAAUAUUUCUGUCAGAUUGGAAUCUACAGGUUUACAGCUGAUACUGGAUCUUAUACAGAUAGAUCACAACUAUGGCAAACCCUCCAAAUUAACAACUUGGAAGCCCGAACCAAUAAAGACUUUAAUCUCUUCAAAUGAGAAACAGGAAACCCAAGUAAUUGAAAGACCGAAGGAGGUAGCCAUAUUGGAGCACCAGUCUGUGGAACCUACACAGGACAAUACAGCAGCCAUAACAGAAUCACAGCAGCAAAUUAAAGGUGAGCCAAAAGAGCAUAAAGAACCAGAUUCUGUGGCUUGCAGCGAGAAUGUGGAAUCUCUUAAGGACAGUCCAGUAACUGCAUCAGAGGUUGGGGAGCAAAUUGAAAAAGUGUCAGAUGUAAACGAAGAGCCACUGACUUUGUCAACUGCUGUUGACAAAGCGGAGGUCCCAAAUCCAGAAACUGCUGCCCCGACUGAUCAGACUACAGAAUCCUUAAAGGAUAUUCCGGUGUCUACCUCAGAGAUGGCAGAGCAAAGUGAAUAUUGUCAGGAAGAGCACAAGGAAGCCCCUGCUGUUUCUACUCUUGAACCGCAGGGAACAUUGGAAGAUGCCACAAAUCCCACUGAUCAGUUGAGACCAGUCCUCGAAGAGCCUAGUACUUGUACUGAUCCACCUAGUUCAGAAGUGACAGCAUCAAGCACUGGUGCUGACUCUCCAGAGGGACCAACAAAUGCACCCUCCUCACCAGAACUGGACUGUUCUUCAGACACACAGCCGAUGCUGGACACAGACGACAUGGAGAUUGAAAUUGAGAACUGUGUGGUUGAAGUGGUGAGUGAGAACCUGCUGGGCUCAACAGAUAACCAGCAUGAUGCACUGGAUAAGGUAGCGCUUGGACUGCUGAGAUCUUCAGGUGCGUCUGGUGUGGUGAGGGCCUCUUCAAAGGACUUAGUCAGUGGGAACAAAGUGGCCGGCAGUAGCCCAGGACAGCCCAAGAAGCAGGCCAUGAACCCUCAGGCCAGGACAAAAGCCCGUCUGGCUGCGCAAGCAGAAGCGAAGGCUGCAGCCUCUAAGAGAGCCGCUCACAAGCAGUUGAACCUGCUGGCCUUGUGUGAGGAGAUAGCUGACGACAUCGCGUCAGACACUGCGCUAAUCAAGGAGAUGAAGAAAGAGAAAGACAUCGUUUCCCAAACUGUAGCAGCACUGCCAUCAUCACCACCAGCAGCAGUAGCCCCAGCAGCUGGGGAUGAAAAGCCUGCAAUGCCUGUGACACAGAAAAAUGAAGCUGAGUCGAAGGAAGCAGAAACAGCUCAGCCCCCUCUCAGCUCCCAAGAGCCCCCUCAGACCAGUGAGCCUGAGCAGAAGGCCCCAGAACCAAUGCCCCAGCCGGAGGCAGAGACGCCUAAGAGACGUUUCUUCUUGAGCCAGAUAACGGUGCCACUGAAGGUCCAUGAGAAGAAGAAGCUGUCACGAUACCAGCGACUUCGGCAGGUAGAGCUCCAGAGGGACAAACUGACGUGGACGCGGGUCAAGAAACUGAAGUCCGAUCAGGCCAGUCAGAACCAGCCUCUCAGAGAGGGGUAUCGGGAUUCAUCUUCUACACCGGUUGCUGCUUCCUCUCUGGCGCCAACUCCUGCUCCUUCUCCUGUUCCUGCUCCAGCUCCAGCUCCUGCUGCUGCCUCUGUUGUUACUGUUCCCCCACCAGCUGCUGCCUCAAAUGUAUCUAGACUUGACCGGACCGCCAAGCAUCCCGUCUCAAAGGAGAAUACCCUAAAACCUCCCAGUAAACCUGAAGCCAAGAGGGUACUCCCUCCAGCCCCCCCUCCUAGACCAAAUGGAGUGACUGGCCCAAAGGCACGCCCUCCAAUAGAAUACAAACCCUAUACUCCCAGGCCAAAGUACUCUGCGGACGACUUUGUGCUGGAUGGUUUAGAUGACGAGAUCCCUAAGCCAGUGGUACCCAGCAAUGGGAAACAUGAGGGUAGUUCAGGACAAACUACUUCCACACAGUCCAAAGGCCCCACGGUGAACGUUACUGAGAAGCAGCUAUGUGUUAAGUCACCUGCAGAUAAUGAGGUAAAGCCACCAGCUCAAACAGAUCAGACAAAGUCACCAGCCGGAGAGAUUGUCCAGGCUAACUGUGGUCCACCGUCUGACACAAAGCUCCAGAAAGAUAUCAAGAAAGAGGCCACCAAAGGAGGCCAGCAGACAACGACCGAGUCUGGUCAGAAGUCCUUUGGAGCUACGGUUUGCAGUGUGUGCGGGAUGCUAUACUCUGCAUCCAGUCCAGAGGAUGAGUCUCAGCACUUGCUUUUCCACAACCAGUUCAUCAGCGCCGUUCGAUACGUGGGAUGGAAGAAAGAGAGGAUUCUGGGAGAGUACCCAGAUGGCAAAAUCAUUCUUGUCCUACCCGAUGACCCCAAGUAUGCACUGAAAAAGGUGGAGGAGAUCAGGGAGAUGGUAGACAAUGACCUGGGCUUUCAGCAGGUCGAGACCAAGUGCCCCUCUCAGACCAAAACCUUUCUCUUCAUCUCAAGUGACAAGAAGGUGGCAGGCUGCCUCAUAGCGGAGCAUAUCCAGGAGGGCUACCGGGUGAUCGUGGAGCCUGUGCCGGAGGGCUCGGAGGGGGAGAAGGUGAUGUUUGAGCGGCAGCGCGCCUGGUGCUGCUCCACCAACCCCGAGCCGGCUCUCUGCGGCAUCAGCCGCAUCUGGGUUUUCAGCCUGAUGAGACGUCGAGGCAUCGCCUCGCGCAUGAUUGAGUGUCUCAGGAAUAAUUUCAUCUAUGGUUCACACCUGAGCAAAGAAGAGAUCGCCUUUUCAGACCCCACACCUGACGGAAAACUCUUUGCCACCCACUACUGCGGCACUUCCCAAUUCCUGGUCUAUAACUUUGUCAGUGGGAACCGUUCAACUUGACCCUGCCUAUGCCCCCUUCAUGUGUGUACUCCCCAGAUCACUGACUGAAUCAUGAUAGUUUUGAGAUGAAGAAAUCAUGGCCUGGAUUUAAAACAAAUGGCAAUUAUGUCUCAAGUCCAUUCUGAAUGGGCUUGACCACAUAGUACUGCAGUGGACACUGCACAGCAAAUCUCACAUGUGUGGGACGGUGCCUCUGGUUUGAAGUGAAAGAACCACGCGAACAGGACGCUGUCUGUCCCUCUGACUGAGAGAGAUCGGCCAAGUGUUUUAACCACUGAGGCUGGCCAAUGAAAUUUGUCUGAACAGCAUUUCAUGUUAUGUUAUCACUUUGCUCUGUGAGAGUCUGAUGAUGUUCACUCAGGUUAAAAUUUUUGAGUGGAUCAUGAACUUCGCUGGGACCUUCCAAAAGGUGUCAUUUACCCCCCCAAGCACAUCAGCAACCCCAAACUGGUUUCCUCUUUCCAAAGUUCAGUCGUGAGACUUUGUACCAACGGUUCAAGACGCUAGCUGUGGGCACCGCCUUCUGGCCGGGAGAGGAGACCCUCACAACUACUUUUAGAAUCUCAGGUUCCAAAACAUCAAUGAGUGAUCUUUUUUGUCAGUUAGGUAAGUUUCCCUUUAAACAACUGUACUGUUAAACAUUUUAAAAGAGAAAUAUUUUCUUGGCAUUUUUUCUUUUUACUAUGACAGACUUUUGGUGUUUUAAAAGUUUACACAGAUGAAAUUGACAGCAAUAGACACAUUUGAUAACGGUAACAUUGCAUAACUGACCUAGUGUACAAACCGGAGAUUAGAGGACAUAGCUACACAAAUAGCUGUAUAAUGUAACCUGUUAAAAAAGUCUAAUAAAAGGCCUCCUGUAA